AUGGAGUGUGCUGCAGCCGACCCGCAGUGUUUGAAGUCUCUAGGCGAGGCAGCGGCAAAAGAUGUGGACUUCCUCAUCUCCAACUUGGAUGGCAUCGCUGAACACCAUCUGUCUCAUCUCCUGCAUCAGUUGAAGCAUGGCAUUCAAUUUGGAGGCACUUUCCGCAGCGUCAGUUUUUACCUGUUCAGUGCUGUGCCGGCGGGAGCGGCAGGAUCAGUGGGCCAUCCCAAGGAGGCCGGAGCUGCAGAGCAAAGAGCGGGCGACGUUGGCGACCUGCUCUUCAAGGAGGCGGCGGAGCAGACACGGCACGGAAUCCUGAUCCUGCAGUUGACGAUCGGCUACUUGGGGUCGCAGGCCUGUGCCCGGGACUUUGGCUUCCUGCGCAGGCCCGAGCUCGUGCACGUCUUAGUCUUCGGUGACAACGGGCCACAGGUUGUCAGUUGGCAAGAGCUGCUGGAGAGCCCCGGAAUCUUCCGGCGAGCUUUGGGACUGUGCUUAAAGGGCAAGGCAAAGCUCGUCGGCGCAGCCGAGUCGGAGGCAAAGUUCGUUAGACGCGCCCGCGUUGUUCGCCAGCCGGGGGAUGGCUCAUGCAUGUUCCACUCGGUGUCGUAUGGACUUGGCGACGGAAGCACAGCCGGGUCACUGCGUAAGAGCGUGGCUGACACCAUCGCCGCAUACCCCAACAUGCAAAUCCUGGAGACACCCGUAGCAGAGUGGAUCCGGAUGGAUGCCAACGUCGAUGUCGGCUCCUAUGUCCAAAGCCUCCGGGGCGGCGCCUGGGGCGGCGGAAUCGAGCUGGCCGUUCUUGCACAGAUGAAAAACAUCAGCAUUGAAGUCUAUGAAUCUCGCCGCAGAGGGUACGCCCGCAUUGCUCGAUUCGGCUCAGGUGGGAAGGUUUUGUGA
Symbiodinium sp. CCMP2592 is the source of this 903-nucleotide messenger RNA. NCBI's taxonomy places the organism in Eukaryota, Dinophyceae, Suessiales, Symbiodiniaceae. The record is from the annotation of a GenBank genome assembly.